AUGGGUUUGAGAGCUGCAUGUUUGGUUCUUUUUAGAAGUGCUUCAACCAUGGCACAGCACAAAUUCAUAGAUGUUGGUGUAAACCUGACAGACCCCAUGUUCAGAGGACUCUACAGAGGAAAGCAGAAACAUGAUGAUGAUUUUGAUCAGAUCGUGGACAGAGCACUUAAAGCUGGCGUUGAAAAGUUUAUGAUAACAGGAGGGAGCCUUGGAGACAGCAAGGAAGCUGUGACACUAGCUGAGACCAGAGAUGAGUUUUAUUGCACAGUCGGCUGCCAUCCGACCCGCUGCAGCGAGUUUGAGCAGAACGGAGAGUCGCAGUACUUUUCAGGACUGAAGGAUCUGGCAUCAGCGCGCGGAGGAAAGGUGGUGGCCAUUGGAGAGUGUGGACUAGAUUUUGACAGGUUGGAGUUUUGUCCGAAAGAGACUCAACUAAAAUACUUUGAGAAGCAGUUUGAGCUGGCAGAGGAGACCAAGCUGCCCAUGUUUCUGCACUGCAGAAACUCCCAUCAGGAGUUUAUUGACAUCAUGAAGAGAAAUCGAGACAGAUUUGUUGGAGGAGUGGUUCACUCGUUCGAUGGGACAGCAGGGGAGGCUGCUGCACUCGUUGACUUGGAUCUGUUUAUUGGAAUUAACGGCUGCUCUUUGAAAACCGAGGCCAACAUUGAAGCCAUGAAGUCGAUCCCCACAGAGAGGCUCAUGAUAGAGACAGAUGCUCCAUGGUGUGCUGUGAAGAACACGCACGCAGGCUCCAAAUAUGUUAAAACAACAUUUCCAACGAAGAAGAAAUGGGAGGCGGGACACUGCCUGAAGGACAGGAAUGAGCCGUGUCACAUCAUACAAGUUCUUGAGGUGAUGGCAGGCGCACGGGAAGAGGAUCCACAGGAACUGGCCAACGCAAUCUACAACAACACCUUCAAAGUUUUCUUCAGCUCCAGCUGAUCGCAGAGGAGACUCUGAGAAAUUAGAUUUAGAAGGGGGCGGGGCUUCAGUACUUCCUGAUGGAUGCCAAAUACAUAAUCACAGAAAUAAUGAAAACAUGAAUAAACAAUAACAUUAGUGCUGAACAUAUGUCAUAUUCUCAUAAC
Molecule: messenger RNA, 1088 nt
Organism: Nematolebias whitei (Rio pearlfish)
Lineage: Eukaryota; Metazoa; Chordata; Actinopteri; Cyprinodontiformes; Rivulidae
Gene: tatdn1
Product: TatD DNase domain containing 1
Exons: 12
Coding region: 1-942 (313 amino acids)
Cellular component (GO): cytosol
Molecular function (GO): 3'-5'-DNA exonuclease activity
Source: RefSeq, a predicted model, not a curated record